Messenger RNA from Neogale vison (American mink), 6067 nucleotides. RefSeq names its product APC membrane recruitment protein 3 (gene AMER3). The transcript has 2 exons. The record is from RefSeq and is a predicted model, not a curated record. NCBI's taxonomy places the organism in Eukaryota, Metazoa, Chordata, Mammalia, Carnivora, Mustelidae. Gene Ontology annotation, cellular component: plasma membrane. The coding region runs from base 104 to 2542 and encodes 812 amino acids. Gene Ontology annotation, molecular function: phosphatidylinositol-4,5-bisphosphate binding; beta-catenin binding. Gene Ontology annotation, biological process: regulation of canonical Wnt signaling pathway.
CUGAGCUCGGCGCGCGGCUUGAGCUCGGGCGUGGCUCUCCGCCCUGCCAAGGCCGCGUACUGCGACACUCCCGGUCACGAGCGCAGUUUGGGGCACUGGCAGCAUGGAGCUGAAGAGAGGGAAGACCUUCAUCAAAUCCAGCCUGCAGAUUUCCCAUGAGAAACCCACAGAUCCAUCAGCCACCACUCUGGCCAGGGAGGAUACAAGUCCCUGGUCAGUCUCACCAGGAGGGCAACAGCAGUCCUACUGUGAAAGGACCCCACAGGUUAGUCCCAGCACCCAAGGAUAUGACAGAUGUUCCAACAAUGGGGCAGAGCUGGAACCCCAGGUGGGGGCUGCAGCCUUCUGUGGGGCCACCUUCAAACUUGUACGAAAGAGCAAGACUCACGACUGUGUGCCUGAGGCUGGCAGGGCAAGCACAGCCACAGGGCAGCUGGUGGGCAGUGCAAGCUUCCCAGGGCCCCCCGGCAGCCAGCGCAUGAUUGAUUACCGCCACUUUGUGCCCCAGAUGCCCUUUGUGCCAGCUGUGGCCAAGAGCAUCCCAAGGAAGAGGAUCUCCCUGAAACGACCUAAGAAGUGCUUUCGGAACCUAUUCCACAUUCGCAGAAACAAGACUGAGAACUUGGGCUCACUGGUGACCAAGGGUGAGAGCCUGUCUUCCCUUGGGGAGCCAUCAGAGGAUGGUGGGCAGCCAGGCAAAGCUUUCUUCCCCUUAGGUGAGGGACUGGGGCCAGACAGCCUGUGCCAGGACCUAUCUGACAGUGAGCUCCUGCCUGACUCUUCCUUUGACCUCUGCAGGGCCUUGUGUGAGGAUGUGGCCUCUCUCAAGAGCUUUGACUCCCUCACAGGUUGUGGGGAGAUCUUUGCAGAUGAAAACUCAGUGCCAUCACUGGAACUGAAUGAGGGCCCAGAGAGCCCAGCCCAGGUAUCCCAGAUCCUUGAAAGCAAGGUUCUUAGGGGCCCUUCCCAGGGCAGUGUGGAACAGAUGGCAUCACCUGCCCAAAAUGAGAUGUCUGACUUUGCCAAGUUCUGGGACAGUGUGAAUCACUCUGUGAGGCAGCAGCACCGUGCCCUACUAGGGCCAUGGCUGGGGGGUCCCCAGGGGACAGACACAGACCGUCCCAGGCUAGAUGCAGCUGGGCUUGCUGAGCUACCCCUGUGUCCCUGCAGGGACCCCCACAGUGGCUCCAAAGCUAGCUCCAUAGACACAGGUACCCCUAAGAGCGAACAGCCGGAAUCCGUGUCCACAAGUGAUGAGGGCUACUAUGACUCCUUCUCACCUGGCCUUGAGGAGGACAAGAAGGAGGCUUCAAGCUCAGGCACACCUGCAGCUGCCUUCCCCCGGGAUAGUUACAGUGGAGACGCCCUCUAUGAGCUUUUCUAUGACCCCAGCGAGGGCCCUGUAGGCCCAAGCCUGGAUGAUGACUUAUGUGUGUCUGAGAGUCUGUCAGGGCCAGCACUAGGAGCACCACUGUCCAUGUGCAGCUUCCACGUGGGGGCAGAGGAGAACUUGGCCCCAGCACCAGGGCCAGAUCUGCUCAGCCAGGGCUUUUUGCAAAGCUCUUGGAAGGGCAAGGAGUGCCUGCUAAAGCUCUGUGACACCGAGCUUGCCAUCACCAUGGGCAUUAUCAACUGGCUUCGCCGUGGCCCUGAACGCCGUACCCCACCCGCCUCAGCUCCUGGAGAAACUGCAACCUCACCCAGGAGACAAGCAGAGAAUCUGGGAGCUGGCUCUGAGGAAAAGGGCCCAGAUCCUUUGAAACUGGAGGGCAGGGGGCCUGGGGCUUCAGAUGCAGGUAGAACUACUGUGGGCUCAGCACCCAGCAGACGGGAACUGUGGGCACAUUCUCAUCCCAAGGGCCUGCUUGCUGAAGAGAGUAAGAUCACAGGAGGGUCCAAGCAGGGAACCAGCACUCUGCCUAGGGACUCAUCUCUGGAGUGUGCACAAGUGUCUGGGGAAGGAGGGACACAAGGCUGUCAUGAAGGCUUGUUUUCUUCUUUGGGGUGUGAAGCCUCUGCAACAACAGACACUUCCAGCAAAAAUAAGAUCCCAAACCCUUGGCCUGGCUUCCAAGAGCCCAGACCUCCUGGGAAUUUGGAGUGUUUCCAAGAUCCUUGGAGGCCAGAUCCUGGCAGAACCAUUCUUGAUGUAGAACCCCCCCUGAUAGGCUGUGUGGCCCAGGUGGCAGCUUUGCACAUCCACCCAGACUGCCAACCCCCUACUAUACACCUGCCAAGGCAGGACACAAACAAUGGGCUCUGCAGGCAGCCUCAGGCCAGGGGCCCUGAUAUUCUCCAGCAAAAACAGCCUAACAAAUUCCCUAGCAUGCCAGUUGUGUGUGGCCUGCCCUCCCUGGCUAAUCCUCUCCACAGCCCACAGGACCAGAGGUGCACAGGUCACAUCCUGGACCUUAGCCGACUCAGGGUGGAGCCCACCAGGAUGGAUGCCCAGGCUAAUCUUGUCUCUAUGGAUGACCAGCCCCUUCAGCUCAGUUCAAGGGCUGUGGAACAGGAAGCACCUAGGGGCCAGCUGGAUUCAUAGCCCCUCUUGGUCCUACUACCCAGCUGAACCCCCGGGGUCAACUCCCAGGAUUCCUGGACCUCACUUCUAAUAUCCAGUAUAAGCGAGCCCCCUUUGCAAGUGCCCCCAGAAAGUUGUUAUAGUUUCCUGGCCCAUGAGGGCCUCCUCUGCAACCAGCUGGAAGAAGGGCCCCCAGACCAGCCAUGGCUGAGCCCCACCUAUAGCAUGGGCCCUCACUCACCAGAAACUGUGUCUUUGGGGCCACAUUCAAGAGAACCUAACAUCCAAACCUCCAGCCUCUGUCCCUAAUGUUAGGACUGUGGGGGAGUGGGGGUAGCAGCACACAGGCAAGUGGAGCAGAGCAUUUUAAUGUGGAGGCAUCCAUGCCUGAACCAGUUCAGCCAGACCAGGUACUGGGCAGCCCAAGGCCAAGGACAGCUGCACAGCUGCCAUUGCUCUGAAAGUGUGCCUCACUGAUUUCCCCACAAAGAAAUGAAGAUUCGAAUCCCAGUUGGCUGUAAAGUGGCCACAUCUGGAUUCUCCUCAUAUAGCAUGUUAGAGAGAGGAGCUCAGGCUUGAAACUGAUGGGAAGAUAACAGUACAUCUUAUAAAUGGCAAUUGAGGGAGUCAAGAUGUCUGCCUAGGGGUUGAGAAAAAUAAAUGUGUGGCCUAGGGCUUAGAGGUGGAAUGCAGAGUGGGAAAGAGGCAGGAUGGGGCACUGUAGAUGAGGUCAGGAAUGUUAACUGACCCCACACCAGUCUGCUCUCUACCUCCAGAACAAAUAACCACAGUGUACUGGGGUUCUGAAGGACUUCUCAUGGGAAUAAGAAGCAGGAACAGCCUCAUCUCAUUAAAAACCUUGAAUCAGACAACAUGUGUUACUGUGCAACUCUGUCAGGGCUAGACCCUGCAGACCUAGUCAAUAGGAGUUGGUGAAUUCUCUGUCACAAAUAAGACCAAUAAUUUUCCCUGACUUCUCUAAAUGAAGCCAAGGAUAGCAAAAUGUUCUUAGGGAAGAAGCUGAUUGAUUGUCCACAACUCUGCCAUUUUCACCCCUUCACACUGUCAGCAUCUUUGCCUCCCCCUUCAGGAAAACUUACCUCGAAAUGGAGCUGUAAUUCUCAUCCUUCUGAAAGCCGCAACAACAUACACAGUACCAAAUAUUCAGAAUCAUGGAGGGAAAAGGAGGCCCUCAUCCUCAGGAAGGGCAAGUGUCAGAACAUCAGGUACAGUGACAGACCAUGCAUCAAGUUUGUCCAUGAUUAGAUCCUACCUCAACCAUCAUGCUGCAGUGAGAAGCAAAGGAUGGGAUACCACAGAUAUGAAACAGUUUCUGGAAGAAAGGUCAUCAUAGAAAGGGGUAGGUCAGGUGGUGGGGGAGAAAUUCCAACCAGAAGGAUGCAGUCUCACAGCUGACCACAUUCUGGUGCCUCUCCUGAUUGUCUGAGGCUUCAUUUCAGACUAGAAAAUGCUCUGUAGCCCUUGUUAACAACUGCUUACAGGGGCCUACUUUUUGCUCCUAUAGGCUUCUGACCAGGCCCAUCCCUGGGACAUUUCCAGUCUUCUUGGAAAACCACACAUGAUUCCCUCUCCCAGGACUUCCACAAAUGGUUAGGAUUAUUGAGAUGUGCUGGGAGCAGGUUACACAUGGAAUAGUUUACCUCAUCCCUGCAUCAGCCUGAAUGCAGCUGUCUUCAUUUCUCAGAUGUGGAGACCAAGGCACGGAGUGCUGAUGUGACUUGCCAAUGAACAUCCUCAGUUAGUGUGUGGGUUGGUAGGGUUUGAGUCCCACCCUUUGGCUAGAACUUCUCUUGCUGAACUCCUGCAGUGAACUCCUCUUUCAAAGCCUUCACUCCUCCCUUCUCCCACAGCACCCUCUAGGAGCCAGCUGCAUGUCUCCCUGUAAGCAGCCUGAGUUCCUGGGGACAGAGGGCAUCCUUCAUUCAAUCAUGGUCCUUAUCACUUUGUACUACACCUGAGCAGAGCAAGUGUUCAUUACAUAUUUACUUGUUGAAAAAUGAAAUAUCAAAAGAUUGCUAGUGGUUUUGUUUUCUUAUUGAACAUGAACCUAUGUCUGAAGAGUAGCAGAGUAAAGAUUUUACUUUUAGGAGUUCUGAGGGAGUGUUUCCUUGAUGUGACGUGGUGACUGGUGGUGAUGGGGAGAAUCCAGCCAGUGCCAAGAGUGCUGAUAAAAGCAGAAACCAAGGAGUUCCGGGACCCAGAGGUUAUGGUGGGGGUGGUCUGCAGUGACCCAGCAGCAGAGCAGCAGAGAAAAGGAACUGAGGCCAUGCCUACCUGAGAGGGACAAUCAGCCCAGUGGCUAUCACUCUGGGAAGCCUCUUAAGUAAUCCUGACACCCUAGAAAUUUUCAUUUUCUGCAAUGUGGUGGGAGAUCAUAGCAGUGGCCUGCAAGAUACCUUGCUGAGAGAACAGAGGAGGGCCUUCCCUUCCUCUUAUGUCCAGUGGUUCUGAGGAAGCCUCGGACUAUCUCUUGCCACAUCCCAACUCUUGGGUUGCCCUCCCCUGCAAGAGGGGCACAGGCAGUGCCAGUCUAAUGGGGCUCUGCAGGCCUCAAGUAUGUUCUCCAGGUUGACCCACUGAGAGGAAAGAAUAGAACUGUUGGCCCAUCCCCUAGGAUAAGUACUUAGUCCAGUGUUGGGAGUAGCAGAAGGCUGUGGGGCAUUUUCAGAAUUCUGGUCAUUUCUAAUCCUCUUAUUCAUACAUGGCUGUAAAAGUUAUGGGAGGUUGUUUCUCCCAUAUAAAGUAAAAUCCUAGCUCAUAGAGUCCCACAGAGUUGGAGUGACUCCCCAGGGUCAUACCAUGAAAAGCAGAGGACUGAGGUACACCCUGGGGCCUGGGCACUGUGCCUUUCAACCUUCCAGCCUUCCAAGGUUGCACUGGAUACUGGGAGGUGCUGGGAAGGGGCCAGGCAGUCUCCCAGCCUGCCUUAAUGGUGAGGGUGGCCUGGGGUACACCAGAAAGCCUGGAUCAAGAGAUCAAGAGGGAGGUGCUGAAAAGGGGUAAUUAUAGGCCAGCACAUGCUGAGGGGGACCCAGUGAAUUAUAUCAGUCUUACCUUUCCUGGUUUCUUAUUUUAUUUUGCUUUACAUUUUAUGGAAUGGGGUAAAUACAGGAUACAAACUCAAAAGACACAGAAAACAAUAAAAGGUCAGUCUCCUUCCUUCUUUUAUCUUUCUGUUUUUUUGAUUACAAAACUAAUUCUCAUUUACUACAACCAACCCAAACUAUGUAAAGUGCUGAGUCUACUUCCCUGACUUUAUUGAACAAUAGAAGUGUCCUCAGACCCUUUUUAUAUCCAUGACAUAAAUACACAUGAACUUUCAUCUUUUUCACUGCAUAGCAUAUCACAGACAUCUUUUUUUAUUUAGAAUCAAUUAACAUAUAUUGUAUCAUUAGUUUCAGAGGUAGAGUUUAGUGACUCAUCAGUUGUGCAUAACACCCACUACUCAUCCCCAGUUACCCCAUUCUCCCACAUACCUCCCCUCCAGCAAUUCUCAGCUUGUUCUUUAUAUUUAAGUCUCUCUUA